ACCAAACCCACCCAUCACCUCCACCAACCUUCAAAAUGAAAUCUUUCAUCGUACUCGCCCUCUUCUUCGCCGCCGCCGUCGCCGCGCCCGCAGCGCCCUCUGGCGCUGACUCACUCGCCGAAACCCUUCGCUACGACAGCGACAACAUCGGGGUUGACGGAUACAACUACAAUGUUCAAACAUCGAACGGUAUCUCCCAGCAAGAGCAGGGUCAGCUGAUCAACCCUGGAACUGACAACGAGGCCAUCGCCGUCCGCGGACAGUUCUCCUACACCGGCCCUGACGGCCAGCAGUACACCGUCACCUACGUCGCUGACGAGAACGGCUUCCAGCCCCAGGGCGCCCACUUACCCGUCCCUCCCCAAUAAACAACCAAAUAAACGCCAAAAGCAGUAAACUAGCACCAAUAAACGCUUAGUAACUAAUACUGGAACGCUAGUAAACUGUGGUAGUAAACGCUAGUAGACUAGUAGGAAACGAAGUUUAGUAAACGAAAAUAGUAAACUAAAUUUACUCGUAGUAAACGCUAGUAGACUAGUUG
Pectinophora gossypiella (pink bollworm) is the source of this 541-nucleotide messenger RNA. RefSeq names its product flexible cuticle protein 12-like. Gene Ontology annotation, molecular function: structural constituent of chitin-based larval cuticle. NCBI's taxonomy places the organism in Eukaryota, Metazoa, Arthropoda, Insecta, Lepidoptera, Gelechiidae. The record is from RefSeq and is a predicted model, not a curated record. The coding region runs from base 36 to 368 and encodes 110 amino acids. Gene Ontology annotation, cellular component: chitin-based extracellular matrix. The transcript is spliced from 3 exons.